GGAUGUGACGUGUUUCCUUAACUCCCCUCCCAUAGUUCACCGCGCGCAUCUGCUAGUCGGCCAUUUUCUGCAGUUACAUCAGGAGCGGAAGUCUUCAGCAAACGAAAAUCUUCAUUUUCACGCGUUAACAAAGUGCUAAUAUUUAAAAAAUGAGUGACGUCGAGGAAAAACGUUUUGAGGGAAGGGAAACCCGUUCACCAUCCAAAUCGGAGCGAAGUGCCAAGUCGGAGAGCAGGUCUGGCUCUCCCAGCCCUUCCAGAGCAUCCAAACGUUCUGAUUCAAGAUCACGCUCGCGCUCCAAGUCCAGGUCUCAUUCUCGCCGCCAUUCAAACCGGCAUUACAGUCGUUCUCGAUCUCGCUCCCAUCGGAAAAAGUCCCGUUCUCGCUCUUACAGCCCUGACUACCGCCGCAAGAGAUCCCAGAGUACAUCACCUAUGUCUAACCGUCGCAGACACAAUGGCAGCAGGAGCUCAUACAGCCAUGACUCCAAAAAAGACUCGCACAGUCAUGGUGAUGCCAGGGCCAAUCCAGAUCCUAACACGUGUCUGGGUGUGUUUGGACUGAGUCUGUACACCACAGAGAGAGACCUGAGGGAGGUCUUCUCACGUUACGGACCUUUGGCUGGCUGCAAUGUCGUGUAUGACCAGCGCACCGGGCGCUCUCGUGGUUUUGCAUUUGUUUACUAUGAACGCAUUGACGAUGCAAAAGAGGCUAUGGAGAGAGUUAAUGGUAUGGAGCUGGAUGGAAGACGCAUCAGAGUGGACUAUUCCAUCACCAAACGUCCACACACCCCAACACCAGGAAUCUACAUGGGUCGGCCGACACAUAAUGGUGGUGGCGGCGGCGGUGGUGGGAGCAGCAGCAGCAGUGGUGGUCGAAGACGAGAUUCAUAUAACGAUCGUGGGUAUGACAGAUAUGAACGUUAUGAUGAGUACGACUACAGAUACAGGAGGCGCUCUCCGUCACCCUAUUACAACCGUUACAGGUCUCGCUCCAGAUCUCGCUCCUACAGCCCACGACGAUACUAAGAAGAUCCUGAUCUACUCUCUUUUUGCCUCUUUGCAUCAAGUUAUACAUUCAUGAAAAUAGAGUACAUGUAAAAUUCACUGCAGUAGAGAAAACCCUGUUUAAAUGAGGAGCAGCCCUAAUUUGACAAGAUUGGUUUGUUUAAUAGAUGUACUAAUUUGUAGUCUUUCUAACGUGUAAGGUUAAAUGAUAUGGGGAUGGUGGGCAUCAUAAUGAAGUUUUGUUUUCUGUUUUUAUGGUCUGAAAUGACUGUGCUUAUUUGUUUUUUUCAUAUAUUGAGUACCUUUUAGUGUGUCUGUAUGUUGUGUUGAGAUUGUGUGAGUAGCUUUACAUCAAUGUGAUUCGGAUUGCCUGUCUGUGACAUCAAAAUACUUUAUUUUCAGGAAUAAUUUGUGUUUAUUUCUUUUUCAAGGAAUAAAGACGUCAAAAUAAA
Molecule: messenger RNA, 1459 nt
Organism: Misgurnus anguillicaudatus (oriental weatherfish)
Lineage: Eukaryota; Metazoa; Chordata; Actinopteri; Cypriniformes; Cobitidae
Gene: tra2a
Product: transformer 2 alpha homolog
Molecular function (GO): RNA binding
Source: RefSeq, a predicted model, not a curated record